Messenger RNA from Didymodactylos carnosus, 2073 nucleotides. The record is from the annotation of a GenBank genome assembly. NCBI's taxonomy places the organism in Eukaryota, Metazoa, Rotifera, Eurotatoria, Philodinida, Philodinidae.
AUGGAAACAAAAUCUUUGAAAGAUAUGAAUUUACCAUCAUAUGGAACUGAUCGUUAUUUAACUUUGCACAUAGUUUGUUCUUCAAAUGGUUCGUCUGUGAUAAGUCAAGAGUUAUUAGAAAAAUACUUUUCAUCCUAUGGUCGUAUAUUAGAAAAACGAUAUCAUUCAUCAGAUAUUACUUCAUUAACAUUUCUAGAAUGUUCAACGGUCGAUACUAUUCUAUCGCAACGUCCACAUUAUAUUAAUGAUAAAUUAGUUUGUGUUCGACGACGUUUACCAGAAUUAAACCAAUAUCAAACACAUGAAUUAUUUUUAUAUGAUUAUAGUGGUAAAUUGUCAGAUUUGGCACUAAAAAAAUAUUUUCAAAAAUAUGGUACUGUUCAGUCAUUUACACAAAACAAAAAAAAAAAUUGUUCCUAUUUAACAUUUGUUAACAAGGAUGAAGAUAUUAUUGAUAGAAUUCUAUUAGAAUUAUCAAAUAACAAUAAUGAGUUUAAAGAAGAAUGUGAUAAUUUACGAUUGAAAUUGUACGAAUUAAUGACAACGGAUCAUUUAUUAGAAAAAUAUGAUCAGCUAAAAGAACAACAUAAAUGCAUCAAAGAAGAACUAGAACAAAAAACCAUCGAAUUAGAUAUGAUGAAAUUUCUCAAACAAUUAUAUCAUGAUAAUAACCAAGAAAAUUGUACAUUAAAGCAAGACUUAGAAAACUAUAAACAAUACUAUAUUCAGCUUAAGAAUACAAAUCAACGGUCACAUGAUGAAAACGAACGGUAUCAAGAUGAUAUCAAAAACUUGCAACAAAUAAAUCGACAAUUGUAUGAUGAACUUGAUAAAUUGAAACAAGAAACAUAUGAUUAUCAACAAAGAGAUUCUCAAAGUGUUAACGAAGAAUUUGAAAAAUUAAAACAGAAUUAUCAACAACUAUUGACUAUUCAUCAAAAAAGCGGAAUAAAAAGUCUACAACAAGAGAAUAAACAACUUUAUAAUGAAUUGAAACAAUUAAAAGAAACAGGUGAACAGCAAGAGCAGCAUCAUAAAGAAAAAUAUGAUGAAUUAAAGCAUGAUUAUGAUCAAGUGAUUAUAAACAGUCAAAAAUGUUUACAAAAUAAUCGUGAUAAGAUACAAUUGCUUCGUGAGAAACAAAACAACAUUCAAGAAGAAUUAAAUUUGAUCAAAGAACAAAGUUUAGAUCAAUUAAGGCAAUUACGAACAAUGACAUCAGCCUACGAACUAUCCACAGAAGUUGUCAAAUGGCUAAAUGACAAAAUUGCUGUUUUGGAACAAGAACGAGUUCAAUUUCGAGAACAAUUUGCAGAACUACAACAAUUGUAUCAGCUCGAUUCUCAUGAUUCCAUAAAUCUUCUCGAAAAUGAAGUUAUCUCACAGACAACAACAACAACACAUCACACUGUAGAACUACAUACUCCACUUUUACGGCAUUCCGAUAUUUAUGAUGACGAAAUCCAACAAGGACCACUAUUGAAAAAACCGAAACAAAGUCGUUCAACAAUAACCUCUGUUAUUGUUCAACAUCAACAAGAUGAUAAACUCGAAGAAAGAUGUUUAAGUGGACCGCAUACCCCACCAUUAUCACCAUGCACUUCGGUUAUUUCUGUGAAAAAUGUUAAACCAAGUUCGAAUAAAUUGCCAAAACUAAAAAGUUCAAAAUCAUCAAUAACAAUCACUCAUAAAUCAUGUAAACCAUUAAUAAUACCGGCAAGUCAUAAACAGUCAAAAUUAACAGGUGGAAAAGUUCGAUCGAAUAAAGUUCUUAAAAAACUUCGUCGGCGUCCAAUAGCGGUUAAAAGUUAUGACAAACCAAAAGUAUUGCAAGAAUUCUAUAAAUGGUAUUAUGAUAAUCCAUUUGGAAAAUGCGAUUUAAUUAAAGAGUUUCAAUUGUGUUUAUGUUUAUCAAAACAAGAUAAUAAAUAUGUACCAUUGAAAUAUAAUGGUAAGAGAACAAUCGAUGACUAUUGUCGAGAAUAUGGAAUUUACACAAAACAACCGAUUGAAAUGUGGCUAAUGGAACGUGGAGAAUUUCAACAAAACCAUAGUAUUGGACAAGAUCAUUGA